AUGGAGCCUGUGGCCGAUCCUUUACAUUAUCCAUUGAUGCAACCAUCAUCAUUAUAUCACACAUGUCGAUCCGUCCUUGAUGGCAUGGCAGCCGUCCCUGGAUUACUGCCUUAUCUUGAUAAUGAAACAACAACAACGCAACAACACAAUGACCCAUUAAGCAAGCUAUGGUCCAUAUGCCGGCAAGGCAGCAGUCUAUGCCUUUUAUUCAACACCCUUCGAUCUGAUACCCCCAUCAAAUUACAGCAAAACGAUGGCACGUCUAUGAAGCCAAAAGCAUGCGUCUAUCAUUUCAUCAUUGCUUGCCGUGAUCAUUUGAAGUUACCAGAGGAUCAACUCUUUACAGUGACGGAUCUUUAUCAAGAUGAUACCAAUGGUUUUGUAAAGGUUGUCAAUACGGUGAAUCAUCUUUUGGAAUUGCUUGAAGAUGGCGGCAUGAUUUUGAUCCAACGCAGCAGCCCGCAUCCCACCAACUACUCCGAUCAACCUAAAAGUACGCGUGAUAAGGUUGUGUCCGAACUAUUGGAGACUGAACGCAAGUAUGUACACGACCUUGAGAAGCUUCAGCAUUGCAUGCGCCAGGCACAGACUCAGCAAGUAUUAUCUCCUGAUACGUUACAUCAGCUAUUUGGCAAUUUGAAUGCUUUGGUGGAUUUCCAACGAUGGUUUCUUGUAUUUGCUGAAAGCAACGCUGAUCGUGCACCUGAAGAACAACGAUUUGGUCAGCUCUUUAUUCAACAAGAGAACGCGUUUUCUGUAUAUGAACCAUUUUGUGCCAACUUUCAGACGGCGCAAUGUCUUGUCGUUCAAGAAGCUACAAAGUUGCAGCAAUUGACGGAUAUCACCAACCCUGCUUACGAAUUACCAUCACUCCUUAUCAAGCCUGUGCAACGCGUGUGCAAAUAUCCUUUGCUCGUUCAAGAAUUAUUGAAAGCAACACCAGAGGAAUGGGCAUUCUAUGAGGAAACCAAGCUGGGUUUGGAAGCUAUUCAGCGUGUGGCAGCCAAGAUCAAUGAGACAAAGCGUCGUCAAGAGAAUCAAUUGCUUGCAGAGGAUCUCAAACGGCGUGUUGUUGAUAAUCGGCAUCAUUGUGAUAUACCAGGAUGCGGUCAGCUCUUGUUACAUGAGCGGGUGGUGCUUCAUCGCAACGAGGUGGAUCAUGAUGUGCUGCUAUACCUCUUUGAAAAGGCCCUUUUGAUUUGCAUGGAUGAGAAGGAUAUCAACAAAAAGAACGCUGCCAAAGGAUCCAAAAAGAAGACCAAGAUGAGCAAAGAUGGACCUGGGUUAGUGAUCAGAGGCCAAAUCAGCUUAUCUCAAAUUGCCCAAGCUUCGGAUAUCAGCCAUGAUGGUCAACAUGCGCUCAAAUUGUUUUGGUCUGAACGUGAUCAACGCUCAUGUUCUUUCACCAUUACCAACUGUGUAUUGAAAUUCAGGAAUGAAGAACUAUUGAAGCAAUGGAAUGCAGCAUUGGAUAAGCUGAUCAAAAUUGACAAGAGAUUAUCGCGUGAAAGCCGUGCAGCUGCUGAAGCCCUUGUGAGGAAACAUCAACCGGAAAUGGCAUCAUCAACAGGGAUAUGGGAAGGUGCCCAUCAACUUCCUGAAGAAUACGGCAGCAGCAGUAGUGACAUUGAUUUCUCGCACAUACAACGAUCAACGAAUUCAAGUGAUGAAGAUGAUACAAGCUUGCAAGGACGUCUUCGUAGUCAUUCACAUCAUGCUGUAUCACAACGACAACAUACGCGUACAGGCAGUAAAAGUUCAGCAUCAAUGCCACCCACAUCCAAUAGCAACGAUCGAAGGCAUCAAUAUUACACCGCAACAAUGCCAGGAAUGUCACUCCCACCUCUCCCACGAGAUACAUUAGCUGGCGAGUUUUCACCAUUGUCGUAUCCAUCAUCACCACUCACAGGCUCAUUCCCAUCCACGCCAUCCAUAUCCAAUCGUACAUCCACUUGUAGUGCAGGCUCUGGUCAGCAAACACCACAACGUAAUAGAACAGCCAACGAGUUAUCGAGUCUAUUGAAUGGACCCGUGUUUCUGGAAAACGAAGAUGAGGAUGACUUUUGUCGAGCAAUAACAGCACCAUUCAUGCAAGAAGCUCGUUAUCGAUCUCAGAGCAGCCCUGAUAUAGCAUCCUUUGAACAAGAGGAACCAUCCAUGACGAUCAAUUCCCGGACGUUAUAUCACGUGGAACCUAAGAGUAAUAGCUCCUUUGCCAAUCGGCAUCAUGAAUCACACGAUGGAACCUCAAGGAUGGCACCAAAUGAUUCAAAUAUGGUUGCAGCAGCAGCAGCAGCAGAUGAGGACGAUGAAGAAGCACACGAUCGGAGACCCCUUGUGAUAAAAGCCAAGCUCAAUUACAUGAAUGAUUUGUAUGUGAUCAAGGUACCGAUUUGUGCCAGUUACAAUGAUCUUAUGGAGAGGAUUCAACGCAAGGUCCAAUCCAAGCACCAAUUCACACUCAAGUAUCAAGACGAGGAUGGUGAUUUAGUGAUCAUGAGUUCGGAUGAGGAUGUACAAAUCGGCUUUGAGAGUCGUGGUGCAAGUAACACAGUACAAAUACAUGUCAUUCAUUAG
This is a messenger RNA of Lichtheimia ornata, 2577 nucleotides long. RefSeq lists its product as uncharacterized. Gene Ontology annotation, molecular function: guanyl-nucleotide exchange factor activity; protein binding. The record is from RefSeq and is a predicted model, not a curated record. Gene Ontology annotation, cellular component: mating projection tip; cytoplasm; nucleus. The coding region runs from base 1 to 2577 and encodes 858 amino acids. Gene Ontology annotation, biological process: establishment of cell polarity; septin ring organization; intracellular signal transduction. Lineage: Eukaryota; Fungi; Mucoromycota; Mucoromycetes; Mucorales; Lichtheimiaceae. The transcript has 4 exons.